UUGACACAAAAGUAAAAAGUAUUAUGUAUGACCUUUAUCCAUAACUUUUAUACGAUGGUUUUAAUAAUGACACUUGUUUAGCCGCCUUGGCAUGUUCUGUAAAGGGUAUAUUAUUGGUUUGACACAAUUAAAAUUCCAAAUCAACCACCACCAAUCUAUAUUACUUUUAAGAUCAAACUAGUUUUUUGUAUCAAGUCAGUCUUUUUCUAAAUGUUAUAUAUGAGGUAAUUAUAUCAAAUUUUCUAUGGUAGCAACUACAAGCUGUCUUCUCCCCUUGAAAUGGAAUAAGUUGUAAUACAGUAAAAAUAGAUGAAAACCCUCUCGGAGUUCCCACCGACCGAUCCCACAGCCAUCGGGAUGGAAAUCACGUAACAUAGAAUACAAGAGGCUUGGGACAUUAAGACUCUACGGAGCAAGGCAACCCCAUACCUAAGAAACCCCCAAGUUGCCAUCUACAUUGCCCCAUGGGGACAUUUGGAGCUCUUGGAUGCUUUGGACCGUCCGUUUUUGGUCGCCCACUCAUACACACACAACUAUCCAUCAUUUGGGACUUCUUGGAUGCUUACAUGGCGGAAGUCCCCCUUAAGAGGGUUGCCUCACUCCACUUUUUGGUGACUAUUAAAGGGUUAACGAUUCCAUGGAGUUUGACACUGGCAAUGGUCGAUGCAUUUUCUGUGUUUUUGAAACGCCCAUCUCGUCAAUUACUAAUAGUGUCUAUCAUUUGUAUAGGAGAUUGGGUUCUAUCAUUCCUGUCACUAGCAGCAGCCUGCUCAACCGCCAGUGUGGCUGAUUUUAUGGUUACAGAAGCCGGCGCUUUUUUCUGUGGAAGAAAAUUGUGCAGUAGAUAUCAGCUGUCAGCUGCAAUGGCCUUCUUGUCCUGGUGCUUGUCUAUCACCUCAGCUCUUUUUAAUCUUUGGAUUCUCCCUUCUUUAUAUAAUUUGUAGAUACGAUUUUUGGCUGUUCACCUUAUAGGAUUAACGUAUAGUUGCAUAUGGUAAAUAAGCAAAAGAAUGAAAGAAAAAAAACAAGAGUUUUAUAGGAUAGGUAUCAAUGUUUAUAGCAUAUUUUGCAUCCAAGUUCAUGAAAUGAACGAAGGAGAAAUUUUUUAUGCAAUUCGACAAGUGAAAAUAUCUUUGCAGUUUU
Erigeron canadensis is the source of this 1143-nucleotide messenger RNA. Its product is annotated as CASP-like protein 5C3. The record is from RefSeq and is a predicted model, not a curated record. The coding region runs from base 465 to 944 and encodes 159 amino acids. The transcript is spliced from 3 exons. Gene Ontology annotation, cellular component: membrane. Lineage: Eukaryota; Viridiplantae; Streptophyta; Magnoliopsida; Asterales; Asteraceae.